Messenger RNA from Fusarium oxysporum Fo47, 1239 nucleotides. RefSeq lists its product as uncharacterized. The record is from RefSeq and is a predicted model, not a curated record. The transcript has 3 exons. Bases 153 to 893 code for a protein of 246 amino acids. Lineage: Eukaryota; Fungi; Ascomycota; Sordariomycetes; Hypocreales; Nectriaceae.
AUUCAUGUCGACGGCAAGCCACAGUCUUUAGGUAAGCGCCAAGUCCCCUUUAUGACAUCCAAAACACUCUUUCUCUGCUUAUUCUCUCAGCUGUGUGAUUUCCAGCUGCAGUCAUUCGUUUGGUGCAUUUUUGCUAUUCACUCUCGUUAAUCAUGUAUCCCAAGUCACUCGUUGUUCCAGCGCUCUUCGCUGCUUUCGGAAUCGCUCAAGAAGAUGUCCAGUACGAAACCCGCACAGCAACGAUAACUCAAUGCUUCACCCGCGAUGGCCUACGUCCUCCAGCUACCGUCACCGUCCCUGGCCCGACAUGCGUGGUUCACAAGCCAGCUAUCACAGGAGAAGCCAUCAUUGUCGAAGUCCAAGCUCCCGACUGUCACUGCGGCUGCCCAACUUGUGUCCAUACUCUCGAGUACACUACCAAGUACCCUGCUUUCUGCUCUACUGGUAUUUUUGAGCAGGAGUAUAUUAUCACGGAGACGUACAGUGGCAUGGAGGCAAAGCCUACCAAGAACGAGCACGAUCUUCCGUAUGGAUUCACGUGUGAUGUUCAGACGUGUACUACUUGUGGCCCUGAGCCUGUUACCGCCACUAUCACGUACCCAGUUUCGGACCGUCCUUACAUGAAUGAAGUUGCACCAACUGAAAUGCCCAUGGCAAAGCCCGGCAAGGAACAGCCCGAGGAGCAAGGAAACGCUGCACCUAAGGUCACUGGAGACAAUAAUAGAUUCCAAUCAAGCGUCAAGCCCAGCGUAGUCCCUGAAUCCCCCGAGAAUGCUCCUCCUGGAGAGUCCACAGAUCGCCCUGUUAUCGUAUCUGGCGCCAUGAGUCAACAUUUGGGACUGGCUGGUGCUGGUAUCGCGUUCUUUGCUCUUAUUCAAUUCUUGUUCCUCUGAUCCUUCUCUUGAAAGUUCAUUGAUGACAUUCACUUUUCCUACAUUUUCGAAGUCAUGAGUCAAGAUAUCUUCGGUCGAUAGAAUAAUUUUGCUAUUUUGGGUCUGUAAACUCAAUUACAUUUCUCAUCGAUAUCGGAGUCCUGAAUGACGCAAAGUGUACCUUGGCCUACUAAACAGAGUAAGGAUUAUCAAGGCCCAGAUUAUAGGCAUCUACGUAAUGUUAAUGCUACGGGCGGUAACCGCGGCUGUACCGGGCAUGAUGCUCCAUUUGAAGGUGGGACAUCUCCAUAAUAAAAAGAGUCUAUCACAAAGAAAAGUUACUCAUCUGCGAUCAAGAUGGCCAAGG